GAAAAAUAAGCCACAGUCUACUGUACACUCGCUGGGUAUAAUAAAUCUAUAAAAGUUUUUAUUUGUGUUUUUUUUUUAAUUUGAAAUGUUAACUUACUAUUGGUUGCUAAAUUUUUACUCUUCUUACACCCAUAAGAAGGGUAUAAAUAUUGCUCGAAAAACCGACUUUCGAUCCGAGGCCCGACUUUUUAAGAUUUUUGGCCAAGUGUAUUAUAAUAAAUAUCUCAGCCGUUUGUCAACCGAUUUGGGUUCUCUUGGCGCCAAAUUCAUGUUACAACAUCCUAGUAGACUCUUAUUAAAUUUGAUUACAAUUGGACAUUUAAUUACUGAUAUAUCUUUCGAGGAGUACUUAGGAGUAAUAUAACUAAACUUUUUGAGAUUUUUGAUAAAGUGUAUCAUAUUAAAUAUCUUUGCAAUCAGUCAACCGAUUUAGGUUCUCUUAGCACCAAAUAAAAGCUACAAUACUACUUCGUAUAUAAUUUAAUCGACUGAUUAAGAGAUAUUAGACAAAGUGUAUCUCGAUGAUUUUCUUAUCCAUUUGUUUAGCGAUUCAAGACCUUUUGGCAGUUGACGAAAUAUAUUAUACUCCAGAAUAUGAGAACUAUUUUUAAAAAAUUCCAUACAAGAUUCCAGGAGAUGUCUGGCAUGUCUGGCAGUUUAGUCCAUGGUCCAUGAUGCAAUUUUGGAAACUAAUCCACUAUAUGCCAAAUCCACAAUAUUUUCUAGAAUGACCAAAAGGCACAAUCACACAAAAUAUAUAUGGUUAAUACGAAUAAUACAACAAUAAUAAUUUUAAUAAGUGUAAGAAGGGAUCUGUUCACCAUAGGUGGAUUGAAUCGGGUUUUUUUCUUUAAAAUUAGGUAUUUUUUAGCACUUCACAAUCCAAUACUAACACUAAUUGUUUUGUACUAUUUUGGUUUGGACGGUACUGAUAUGUUUGUUGUACUGAGCUUUUAUGGAAUUUUGUUUAUGUCGUUCGUAUCUUCACUGUUUUAGAUCGACAUAUUUGGGUUUGGUUUUCAGUGCGUUUGAUAGUGUGCAGAAUUGCAGCGUAUGCUUUGUUGAAUCCAUACUACAUCCACUCUUCUAUUUACUUUGCGUUCUGUAUUAUAAAUAUAACACAUUUCUAGGAAAGCUAGUGUGUUUGUGUUGUUACUUCUAUCUACUAUUAAUGCAAAGAAAGAACCCUAUUCGAAAUGUCCAUAUAACAACUUAACGGAGCAGUGUUAGUUCCUGUUUGAACGAACUACUGAAAAGAAGACGGAGUGUUGUGCGCGAUCUGGGGAAUUCCAUAUUUUGAUAUUCAGUAACUUAACCGUGUGCAAUCUACUUUAGUCUUCAUCCACUUUUUACAUUGUUCACACUCAAAACCAUUAGACAUGGAUUCCCUACGGAUUAUAAUUUUGAUUUUUGCUUUAUCAGUGGCAUAUUCACCAGCUUUAGGAAGACCUCUAGACGAUUACGAUGACUUAGGUAAUGAAAUUGAUCCUUUUACUGGUUUAACAGUUAUAACAGUAACAGAGAAACCUCUAAGAAUUUCACAAACAAUGGAGCAUCCAGUUCAACAAAGUAUUGAAGUUCUUCCUCCUCCUCAUUUAACCCGUAUAAAAGUACCAGAGAAAUCUACAAGAAUUCCACCAACAACGGCGAAACCAGUUCAACAAAGUACUAUAGAUACAACCACGGAAUACAAAUAUAAGGAUAUCAUAGAAGCCUAUACCAUAGAAGUACCCAAACUUGAAUCGAUUCGACAUGCCGCUGGAACACUGUACUACACAGUGGACCCGCAGGAAGAUCCGUACAAAAAGUUGAUGCAAGUGUACCAGGAUAAUUUUGAAACUCCUAUGAACAGAAACUUGCCAAAAAAUAAACCACCUCCAAAAGAUUGAACGUGUAUCGCCUGCGUUUAAUGCUAGUGUGUUUUGAAAUAAAUUGAAUUGUGCUGCAUUACAUUUGAAUCAAAUUAUCAAUUUAUUAC
Molecule: messenger RNA, 1978 nt
Organism: Aedes albopictus (Asian tiger mosquito)
Lineage: Eukaryota; Metazoa; Arthropoda; Insecta; Diptera; Culicidae
Exons: 4
Coding region: 1380-1889 (169 amino acids)
Source: RefSeq, a predicted model, not a curated record